AUGCUGCUUCCACUACUAGUACUUUUCUUUCUCUUAUUGUCUCUGUCAGUCCUCUGUCGUUCAGUCAUGGAUGGCGUGGCUUUUGUUGAUGGGAAACCGGUGCCGUGUGUCAUGACACUGAGCCAGGUGCAGGCUUUAUUUCCACAAGGCCUGGUAGGCCUUUGUGAGUGCUUCGGUGGAAGAUCUCAUGUUUUUCCGGAUGCGGAGGGAACUUUUCAUCUUAAGGGCGGCGCCUCAUAUACACUGAAGUUAAGUGGCGCAGCAAAAUGGCCGAGUCAAGGUGAAGGUAAGGGAGAAAAACAGGGGCCUUGUGCCUGGGCUCCUUCUCUAUCCACUUCUACUUCUACUGCCGCUAAGCCUAUCGUUGAUUCCACGGCAUUGUAUAAUGCUAAUGCGGAGGAUGAACAGUGCCUUUUUCGUUCAGCCAACGCUUCUCCUUGUUACGCGGAGAAAAGUGUACGGGAUAUUUUUCAUUCAGCUUCUCCACCUGAUGCGCUUUCGGACGCCCGGGCCGGUAAGGUCUCAUAUAACGUUGGGACGGCGAGCUCCCUUGCGGAGGAUGAUGCUCCACGCACGGCUGUUGACUGCUCGGGGGAGUUGUCCUUUUGUUUGCCUUUGGUCGGCACUAACGACACACCGGGAAAGCACAUUCAGGAUCGUGUGCACGAGUACGUCUUUCUUCCAACUAUUGCGAUUCGUAUAGUUGACACGCUUGAGUUUCAACGUCUUCGUUCGCUGAAGCAGCUUGGCACCACUGUAUUUCUCUAUCCAGGCGCAACACAUACACGCUUUGAGCACUCCAUAGGCGUGGCGCAUUUGGCGUCUCAGAUGGUUCGUCAGAUUGCUCUUUGUCAACCCGAGUUGAAUAUUACACGAGCUGAUACCAUUUGUGUUACCGUUGCAGGGCUGUGUCACGACAUUGGCCAUGGUCCGUUUAGCCACUUGUUUGAGCACCUGGUGAAUCGCAUUCGUGAAAGGAAAAGAAUAAAAGGCACGUGGCAUCAUGAGCAAAUGUCUAUCCGCCUUCUGCGUCGUAUUCUCUCCCGAAUUAACCUUUGGGAGUACGGUCUGACAGAUGAAGAUGCACGUUUCAUAGAACUUUGUAUAUUGGGGCUUGCCCCAAAAUCACCGUGGCCCACAAAUGUUGGACGUCCGCCAUACAAGCGAUUUCUUGUGGACAUCGUGGCGAACAAACGCAAUGGCGUUGAUGUGGAUAGGCUUGACUACUUUCUUCGAGACUCGCUUGGUUGCUAUGGUCGCGCCGCUCUUGAUGUACACAUUCCUCGUCUAUUUAGCGCGUGUAAGGUAUUGUGCUACGAAGGUGAGUAUCAAAUCUGUUUUGAAGAGAAGAUGGCCCUGAGUCUCAGCGACAUUUUAAAUGUGCGAGCGAAAUUGCACAAGCACGCAUAUCAGCACCGGAUUGUUAAGGUCACUGACUACAUGGUCUCGGAUGCCCUUUACGAGGCAGAUCCUUUCUUCAAGGUACGUGGUACAAACGGUAAACUUAUUUCCAUGUCGGAGUGCGUGGAGGAUGAGGAGGGAUUUUGUCAACUUGGGGACUGGGUGUGCAAUGCCAUCGCCGCUUCUAGCGAUCCACGGCUGGCAAAGGCGCAGUCAAUCAUUCAGCGCAUUAAUGAGCGGAACUUGUACAGGGUUGUGGGGACGGCGAUGUUUGCGCGGUUUCAAGUGAGGGUUACAGAGGAAUCCAUCCGAGAGGAAAUAUUGAGUUACUGCAUGGAAAUUGAGGCGGAUUUGGUGCUGCGGGAUGCGAUUGACAAGACGUUGAUCGUCUCAUUUGUUGUGAUUACAUUUGGGAGCUUUGACGAUAACGGUCUUCCGGAUGAUCCCAUUAACAAAGUCACAUUUUACAAUCCAAAGAACAUUGAGCUUGGUGCUUUCAAGCUUCCAAGAACACGUGUGAGUCCCCUGUUUUUGCCGAGUGAGUAUGGCGAGCGGAUGUUGUUUGUUAUGGUGCGCGAGGAGGCGCUUGCCGAUGUUGUCACGGCUGCAUUUGAAGCAUGGCGGGAGCGUUACGAGCGGCAUUUGGGGGUGGCCGUGCCGACAAGCAACAGGAGGAAAGACGAGAGCCCUGGGAAGGGAUCCGCGAGGCCGAGGCGCUUUAGCGAGAAUCGUGACGUCUUAAGUGGUAACGACUUUGUUUCCUUUGAAGAAAUGCAGCGGCAGGUACAAACAGCCGCUUGUGAGCAGGAGGCACACCAGCCGCAGCCGCAGUCGCAGCAGCAACAACAGCAACACUUCCAGCGUGGUGUGAAGAGUGCUCGUUCCCCCAGUUGUAAACUUGGGAACUUGCAAGGCGAACGCACGGAUGGGAACGACGAGAAUAAUGAAAGGGUAAAACGGAUUUGUACAUCAGUCGGGAGGGGAAAUGUGGAGGAGAAACACACGGACACAUGCACACACGAGGGAGGGGCGGUAGAAUGA
This is a messenger RNA of Trypanosoma cruzi, 2442 nucleotides long. RefSeq lists its product as uncharacterized. Gene Ontology annotation, biological process: dGTP catabolic process. Lineage: Eukaryota; Euglenozoa; Kinetoplastea; Trypanosomatida; Trypanosomatidae. Gene Ontology annotation, cellular component: nucleus. The transcript has a single exon. The record is from RefSeq and is a predicted model, not a curated record. Gene Ontology annotation, molecular function: dGTPase activity. Bases 1 to 2442 code for a protein of 813 amino acids.